Messenger RNA from Cercopithifilaria johnstoni, 1389 nucleotides. Lineage: Eukaryota; Metazoa; Nematoda; Chromadorea; Rhabditida; Onchocercidae. The record is from the annotation of a GenBank genome assembly.
AUGUUAACACCAGUAAUAAAACACGAAUCACAUCAUGAGUCAGAUAGUUCAUGGCUAGGCAGCAGUUUGCGCUCAUCAGAUGGAGGAACAUCCUAUGUUGGAGGUGCGGAUGAUAUUGGCUCGGAUGAGCGGACACGCAUCGAGCGCAAAAUAGAGCAAAUCAAAGAAAGAUUAUAUCGCAUUUCGCUUGCAAGAGAGGCGGAUGUUGAUGACUUCUUAUCUAUGACUAACAGCAUGGAAAAUAGAAGCGAAAAUCCACAAUUAGCACGAGUUCGACAACAUUUCGAGAAAAAAAACAAGAGGAGUUCGCAAGAAAUUGAACAUUUGAAGAAAAAACUGGAACAACUGCAGUCAAAAUUAAUGGAUUUGAAUAUGGGAAUUGUCACCGAAUUCUCAUCUAAAAGCUCUGUCCUUAAUAAUAUUAGGAAAACGGGUCCAUUGCUCCGAGAAGUGAUAGCCGCACCGCGUGGUAUAGCACAUAUAAUCAAAAAUACUUUUGGAUCAGCAGACAAUAUACCAGACCGUAUUGCAAAUAAUGUAUCUAAUGUGGGUCAUUCCACUUUUUAUUCAGAUGCACAAACUAAUGAUAGGACACACAAAUUGGAUUUAGAAAAUUGUGACGCGGGACCAUCACUAGCUAAGCGUGGACAUAAACGUAAUGAAACAUUCCCUUCAAUGGCACUUGAUCUCGAUAAUUUGAUGACCUCACCUCAACCAGAAAUGCUGUCUCGUAAUGAAUCGGAAGUGGGAUUUGCUACUGCAAAUACUGUGGUCGAAUUGGGUAAUGAUGUACAAGAAUUGAAAACACAGAAUCAGACACUUCUUGAACAACUUAAUAAGUUAAAGACGCAGAAUAAAUCCGAAUUCAAUUACUUCAACAAUGCGCUUCAUGAAGAAAGGAUCAAAACACAGAGGCUUGAAGAAAUGUUGAAUGAGACGAUAGAAUUGCAUCAAGCUGAAAUAAUUGCACUUAAAUCUGAUCUCAACACAAUUGCUACGCGGAUGGAUUAUCAAUACAGCGACCGUUUUCGCUCUAUUGAAGAGAACAUUGAGAGUACUCAAAAUAAGAUGAUACGAAUGGAAGUAAAUGUGAAAGAAUGGACAGAAUCUCGACCACAUACAACAUUCAAUUCAGUAAUGCUUUCUGGUACAAAUAUUCUGGUGGAAUUUAUCAAGCUUGUAUUGCUUAUUGUAUCUUUUGCUCUUGAUUUUGUUAAACCUUUUACUGGCACCAGGACACGCGCUGGGUUUGUAAUCAUGUCCUGGUUAGCGCUAAUGAUCUUAACACAUUUCAUCGAUCUUGAUCAAUUAAUACGAAGAAUUGGUGGCAUUUUUCAUCUUUUUUCAUCAUCAUCGUCACCAAAUUCUACUAAUUUAAAUCUUUUAUAG